AUGAAGUUUUCGGUCAUGUUAACGGAAUAAAAUUUCUUGACCUUGAUGAGUCUGCAGUUCUUGACUUAUUAGAAUACGAGUUGCCACGUAAUCAAGAAAUUUAUUGGAAUCCUUCCGAAGACACUCAUCCGAACCAACAUUGGAUAGAUCAGAUUCUUGCGAUAUUUAUGUUUGAAAAUUCACAAUACGAUUUCUUAGAAUUUUCAAAGUUUCCAUUAUUACCGAUGGAAUGGCCAGAAAAAAAGCUCGUCUUAUUUAACCCUUAUGAUCCUUUACUAUUCUUACCUCCAGAAUUGUAUGAUUAUGGACCAAUGAUUCCGAUAUUAGCAAAAUUAGGAGUUAGGUUUACUACGUGUAAGCCUCCUCCACAAAAUAAUGGACUUAAUCCAAAUCUUGCAAUUAUUAGAGAAUGUAUUCUUUUAUCAACUCCAACAAACAUGGUUGAAUCACUUAAAAGAGCCGUUUCAAAAUCAUCGAAAACAUUAGAACAAAUAUUUUUGGAUCUCAAUUCAGAUGAAAUUGAAAAGUUUAGAAAUUUUGUUCGGAAUGCAUCUAGAAUCAAUUUGGGUAAGCUUUAUUAA
This is a messenger RNA of Racocetra fulgida, 581 nucleotides long. Lineage: Eukaryota; Fungi; Glomeromycota; Glomeromycetes; Diversisporales; Gigasporaceae. The record is from the annotation of a GenBank genome assembly.